Chelmon rostratus (copperband butterflyfish) is the source of this 1572-nucleotide messenger RNA. It is a transcript of the gene ankrd10b, whose product is annotated as ankyrin repeat domain 10b. The record is from RefSeq and is a predicted model, not a curated record. Gene Ontology annotation, molecular function: protein binding. NCBI's taxonomy places the organism in Eukaryota, Metazoa, Chordata, Actinopteri, Chaetodontiformes, Chaetodontidae. The transcript has 6 exons. Bases 161 to 1204 code for a protein of 347 amino acids.
UUGUGUUGUCAGGCAGAAAGAAAGACACAGCAGUCCGGGUGGCGUGUGUCCUGAUCCACGGGCACCCCAUCAGCGACCACAAGAAAACAACAGCUCGUCAUUUCGUUGUGUCUUCUUCACUAGUUGGCUAUUAUUUAUCAUUUUGCACCGUUUUGCUACAAUGUCGGUGGGAGUGGAGUCUGGAUUCUCGAGUGAGGAGGUCUUAAACAGCCGCUUCCCGCUCCAUCGGGCAUGCAGGGAUGGAGAUGUCGGUGCCUUGUGCUCCCUUCUUCAGUGCACCUCAAGCCCGGCUGACCUCACGGUGGAGGACACCUUUUACGGCUGGACGCCCAUACACUGGGGCGCUCAUUUCGGAAAGUUGGAGUGUGUGAUGCGUCUGGUUCAGGUGGGCUGUGGUGUGAAUGCAGUGACCUCCAGGUUUGCACAGACGCCAACUCACAUUGCUGCAUUUGGGGGCCACCCUGAGUGCUUGUUAUGGCUACUCCAAGCUGGUGCAGAUAUUAACAGACAGGACUAUGUGGGUGAGACGCCCAUCCACAAGGCUGCUCGUGCGGGCAGUCUGGAGUGCAUCAACGCUCUCUUGAUUCAGGGAGCGAAAGCUGAUAUGAGGAAUGCCAGUGGGCUGACUGCUGCUGACCUGGCCCACGCCCAGGGAUUCCAGGAGUGCGCUGAGAUUCUCUCCAAUGCCCAGAACUUCCAGCAAAACAUGGCUCAGUCCCAUAACGGGGUUUUUCUGAAUGGCGUGACCCAGAAUGGGGGCCACGCUCACCCCACCAUCCAGGGACGCAGCUUCUUGAAUGGCGUGCCCAACAGAAAGAGGUCGUUCGAUGGCAUGGAAGCAAACCCAGUGAAGAAGGCUAGACCUAACGGUUUGGGCAUGUCACCAGAAUUGCUGAACGGGAAUGGGCCACUGGGUGGUGCUGGAGAGGCCCAGAUGGAAAGCAUGAACAUGGAGUUGGCAGCGACUGUAACCUCAGUGGCAGGUGAGAGACACUGUGAGGAAUUUUCCUCAAAUGGUCAUGAUCAACCACAUCUUCCAUUUGGGUGUGACCCAGCGGCAGAAGUCAGCCAGCUCAUCUACAGCGACUCACCUGAGAACAACAGCACUGCAGGCAGCCAGGUGGAGCACCUGAAGUCUGUGAAAGCAGAGCAGUUGUAUGACCAUGCCUUCUUCAACACCAUGCUUCUUUACCAUGGAUCCUAAAGUAGAAAGGAUCUAGUUGUCAGGCCGUCCUUUUUGCCUGAAUCUCAUAUAAGCCUAAGCAAGCAUUAAUUUGCCUUAAAGCCAUUGAGUGGUCCUGUUAUUCAUUGAAAUGAUUAUUUGUUGUUUAAAAGGGCAGGCCCAUUGUUGAGGAUGGAUUGAAAUUUGUAACUGAUAAAGUUGAUUGUUUGUUUCUGUUGUUAAAGAAAGUGAUUGUUUAGCUUAUUAUUCAAGUUUGAUUAAGCUGUACAUAGCCUUGUUCUAAUACACUAAAGCAUAUGUACUGAACCACUGCCAAUACUUAAAUUUUGUUUGUCUCAUCUAGAGGUGGGGUGUUGCCUCCUAUUUGAUGUUAAUAAUAAACAAUGCAA